Molecule: messenger RNA, 1284 nt
Organism: Bursaphelenchus xylophilus (pine wood nematode)
Lineage: Eukaryota; Metazoa; Nematoda; Chromadorea; Rhabditida; Aphelenchoididae
Source: the annotation of a GenBank genome assembly
AUGCCUAAUAACGUAAGUUUUUCGCAGCGUCCCCCCAAUAAUUCUAAUUUUUUAGCAAUUUGCCCAAUUCAAACUUACGACAAGCAACCACGAGAUUCAGGGGUCGACCAAAUGCAAUCAAACCUUAGUUCGACCGGCUGGAACGAGAAAAAUGUAAGUUUUUUGCAAAACUUUUUUUGCGAGCUGCGCCCGAUAUAAGAACAAUUGCUUUUUGUUAUACACUGUUGGAUUUUGGGGGCAUAUUGUAGAAGAAAAUGGUAGAAUUCGCUGUAAAAUGACGUAAAAACCGCUAAACACCCUCUCUCUUUUUUGCCGCCGGCUUCGUAAGAUUUUGUUGUGGGGGACUUUUGGACCUUGAUUUAGCCUGACGCGAUAUAAUUUCAUUAUAUUUUCAGAUUAAGACCGGUCUAAAGGGAAGAGAAGCACCCUAGCCCCCCGAAUGAGCCCGGGGGGCCUUUGGAAGAAAUACAGGGUGCCAUCUUCCCCUUGUUUUGGUCAAUUUUCGGCUGAAAUCAGGUAAUUUUUCGUGUUGAAUUUAUAUUUUUCAUUUUACUUUUUGCAGAUCUCGUUCAAACGAACUUGACCUGGGAAGGAGAGAGCACCCUCGCCCCCUGACUGAGCCCGGGGGGCUUCUGGACCAAAAAAGGGUGCUCUCACGAUGUUAGUGGUCGAACCGAAGCACCCCGGCCCCCCACUUCAUCCGGGGGGCCUUCUGGAAAAACAAAAGGGUGCUCGGCAAGACCAAAUAAAGUAAGCUUUUGUUGUGGGGGACUUUUGGACCUUGAUUUAGCCUGACGCGAUAUAAUUUCAUUAUAUUUUCAGAUUAAGACCGGUCUAAAGGGAAGAGAAGCACCCUAGCCCCCGAAUGAGCCCGGGGGGCCUUUGGAAGAAAUACAGGGUGCCAUCUUCCCCUUGUUUUGGUCAAUUUUCGGCUGAAAUCAGGUAAUUUUUCGUGUUGAAUUUAUAUUUUUCAUUUUACUUUUUGCAGAUCUCGUUCAAACGAACUUGACCUGGGAAGGAGAGAGCACCCUCGCCCCCUGACUGAGCCCGGGGGGCUUCUGGACCAAAAAAGGGUGCUCUCACGAUGUUAGUGGUCGAACCGAAGCACCCCGGCCCCCCACUUCAUCCGGGGGGCCUUCUGGAAAAACAAAAGGGUGCUCGGCAAGACCAAAUAAAGUAAGCUUUUGUUGUGGGGGACUUUUGGACCUUGAUUUAGCCUGACGCGAUAUAAUUUCAUUAUAUUUUCAGAUUAAGACCGGUCUAAAGGGAAGAGAAGCACCCUAG